AGGAAAAUCGUUGAUAGGUGCCGUAUAUGGACGAAUAGCUAUACCCGUCUUGGCACCAUAUCACUGUAGCUUGGCGGCGCCACUAAUUGACAACACUUGCAGAUCGCCAGCUCAACACCAGAGCCCAAGCUUCAACUUCUCACCGACAGAGCCCAGAACAACGGGGACGGCGAAAAAAGUCCUUGCCUUGGGUAGAAAGAACGGCAACGGUUGGAAUUGGACUAUUCAGACUUAAAAAAUGUCUAUUCCUAUGCAUCGACUGGGCGGUCGCGGUACGUCAUCACAAAGAAGAUGGAAGUUGUUGUUUGCGCCGGAAUCGGCAACGCGAGAAUUCGAAGUGCGGCGCUUUGAUAUGAGACGUCAAACACUGACAGUUCGAUCUGGUUAGCCUUUGCUCACGACGAUGACGAUAUCGAACAAGAGUACGACCGAUUGAGAGACUUGGCGCGAGCCGAGGCGGAGAAGCGCAACGAUUGCUUCGCGCGUUCGCGUCAGGCAUAUGAAGAUGGCGAUGGUGCUGGAGCAAAGGAGCUCUCCAAUCAGGGCAAGGCACAUGCUGCCCGUAUGGAUGAUUACAACCAGCAAGCAGCCGAUUUCAUCUUCCGUGAGAACAACGCCUCUGGUCGCGUAGAGGCGGACUCGAUCGAUCUUCAUGGUCUAUACGUCGAGGAGGCUGAGAGAAUUCUUGAGGAGCGCAUUCGUGCAGACCAGCGCAAUGGACAGACACAUCUCUAUGCCAUCGUCGGCAAGGGACACCACUCAGCUGGUGGUGUCCAGAAGCUCAAGCCCAAGGUCGAGGAGCUGUGCCAAGAACUUGGUCUCCGGUACGAGACCGAUGAGGACAACACUGGGCGAAUUAUCAUCAACCUCCAGGGCGGAGAUCCUGUCCCUCCCUCGCACUCUGGUGGUUACGGUGGUCACCAUGGUGGGCAGCAGCAUCACCAACCUCAGCAUCAUCAGCCUCAGCACCACCAGCAGGAACAGCAGAACGACGACGUCGGGCAGGUGCUGCCUUGGAUUCUGAAGAAGUUGGAGAAGGCCUGUUGUGUGGUCAUGUAAACCUUGGAUAUACUCUUCUGAGUUGCCAUUCGUGGAAAGCUUCUUUGGACUGCUUCUUCAACGCAUUUAUACCCUGAUCGUGUGGGGUUGGAGAGAUUGUGGCCUUCUGAAAUCCUUGUUUGUGAUUACUUUAUCUUGUCAAGCAUUCUGGAAAGGCUAGGUGAUUUAGAUGAAAGACAUGCGGAACGUUCACGUUAAGAAUUGAAUUGAUGGAGAUAUGUAUCAAGUCUUUAUUUGCUCGCUAGACAUAGGAAAGCUGUAUUGUAUGUAGAUCAAGGCUCCUCUAUACCCAAAUGUAUCUGUGAAAUCGAACGCUUUAACAUUUUGUUACAAUAUAUUCAAAAGUCUUCUCCACCACUUUUCUUAGACAUCCCUUGCUUAUGCUUCGGUCGAAUCCUUGAUGUUAAUCAUCUCCUGGCUCUCUGUGGGCUUAGGAGCCUUACAGAGAGUGAAUCCAACGGCCUCGCAGAUGAUCGCGACCAUCAUCUCCAUAAUUAUACCAGCACCGAGAUACAUCCAAACAUCCUGCUUGUGGCCGCCGAGGAUGAGGGCGCAGGUGUAGGCAAGUCGGACAACGACAAAGGGCAGAGAAGCACCAACGGCGAUAAGAAGUCGAUGCUCGCCAUCAGCAAUGUAGGACUGGCUACGGAGAGCAAGGAAGAACUGGCCCAAAACCAAGACAAGUACAAGAAUCAUGAGGAUGACACCAAUCUUGCACUCGGAGUUGUACUUGACGCUGGGAGAGGAGCCGUUGAGUUCGUAGUCCGAGUUGGCACCGCCAACUGAGAUAAGGAUAAUGGCAGCAAGCAUCAGAAGUUGGAUCGCACGCUGAUAGAUCGGUAGAACGCCGCGGCCGCCCUGUCGCUUGAUAGAAUCGAAGCAACGACUAAGCAGGCCGAGAAGGAUAAGGAUCAAGGGGCCGAGACCGAGACCGUUCAGUGUAAGCCAGCCAACGUAAAGGCUUGUGUUACUUGGGUCAUUGAUAGUUGCGAGGAGCAUAGAAGAGCCGAUUAGACGGGCAAGUGAUAGAAUGCAGAUGUAGAGCCAGCCAGCAGUGCGUCCAAAGCCAUGAGUCUUGCAGAGAAAGAGGGCUCCGAUGAGGAUGAAGGUAUAGAUGACAAUCUCAGCGAUGGCAAUGUCAUCGUGAGCGUCCAUAGGUCGAGCCAUUGUAGUUGAGUUUGUUGUGGUUAGUAUGUGAACAAAAAGUCAGUUGAGUUUCAAGAUGGUCCUUGGAGAAUAGUUGACUUGUAAAUGAAUUGAUGGUAGGCGAAGAGUAUGAAGUGAAGAAGUGAUGAUUGUAUUUCUGUUGUGAUCUAUUGAAUAUUUCUCCCAACUCGAGAGAUACAGGCAUACUUAUACAUGUCACCGUCGACUCGCAUGCCCAAACUUGAAUAUAGGAGAUGCUGUAUAGUCGGCACAACGG
Molecule: messenger RNA, 2482 nt
Organism: Fusarium odoratissimum NRRL 54006
Lineage: Eukaryota; Fungi; Ascomycota; Sordariomycetes; Hypocreales; Nectriaceae
Exons: 2
Coding region: 565-1059 (164 amino acids)
Source: RefSeq, a predicted model, not a curated record